UGCCCAGAGGUGCCACUCCUGUCCGCCUCCAGGGCGCAGGUGGAGCAGCCAUGUCCACUGGCUCCGCAGCGAGCGACCCUGAGGACUAUGAGACGUGUUACAGAAGAGGCGCAGACCCUCUGGGGAGGGCUGUGAGGAAAACUACCUGCUACAACCCUCACCCAUACUCGGACGAGGAGCCGGAGGACAAGCAGGAGCGCAGGGUCUCCAGGGCGCACCAGAGGGAGGCGCGACAGACGCAGAGAAACGCGGCCAACGCCAGGGAGAGGGCGCGGAUGCGAGUGCUGAGCAAAGCUUUCUCCAGGCUAAAAACCAGCCUGCCCUGGGUACCGGCGGACACCAAGCUGUCCAAACUGGACACGCUGCGACUCGCCUCUAGCUACAUAUCUCACCUGAGGCAGCUCCUGCAGGAGGACCGCUUCGAGAACAGCUUUGCGCGCCCAGUCAGUCUGACGUGGCCCUUCAUGAUGACAGUCCGCUCAGAGGACCAGGACAUCUCCACUUCUGCUGUUAGACUUUGUGGAGCUACAGCGUAGAGACUCUGGGAGCUGGAGUGAGAGGAGAUGAUACAGAAACAUCCAGUUCUCUGCCAUCUUUGAAAAUACUGCUCCUGUGGCCUGUGUGCAUGUGUGGCCCAGUGCACUGAACUCUGGAACUUUAUUUUGUUGAGCAUGUUUACAAUGAGUGUGUAACCUCGUGUCUUCAUUUACAUUUGAUUUGUAAAUUCUGGAUUUGGGUUGUAUGCCGUUUAUUAUUAGAAAGUAUAUUUCUGCAGAUCUGUGUGUUCCCAUCCUGUGUGUGAUGUACAAUAGAAGUUUUUGUAUUCCCGUAUUUUUGACAGGUAUUUGAGUGCAGUUAAGUAUGUCCUGUUUUGCUAUUAGAUUUGAACAUAUCGAGCACCAUAAGGCCCUCAUGUGCAGCAGUGAUGGAUCUAUUUAUUGUGUUUUAUGCUUUAAAAUGUUUGCUUUUCAGAUAAAAGUUUGGUAACACUGAUCACCCAUGUUUUUCCUGCUCUUAAACUUAGAGUUUCUUUAUUUUCCCAUUUAGCAUCAUGUGUUUACAUCCUGCAUACAUCAAAC
Paralichthys olivaceus (Japanese flounder) is the source of this 1079-nucleotide messenger RNA. It is a transcript of the gene msc, whose product is annotated as musculin. Gene Ontology annotation, biological process: skeletal muscle tissue development; regulation of transcription by RNA polymerase II. NCBI's taxonomy places the organism in Eukaryota, Metazoa, Chordata, Actinopteri, Pleuronectiformes, Paralichthyidae. The record is from RefSeq and is a predicted model, not a curated record. Gene Ontology annotation, molecular function: RNA polymerase II transcription regulatory region sequence-specific DNA binding; DNA-binding transcription factor activity, RNA polymerase II-specific; protein dimerization activity.